GAGAUUUAUCCUUAUCCACAGAACACCGUACGAGUUUUGUAUCUUCAUGGUUAAGUUAAAAAUCGAAAUGCAAUUGAAAUGUUUCAAAUAUGUAAUAAUGUUGUGUUAGUUUCUAAAAGAAAAUAGUAAAAUGUUCAAGAAAAAUCCUGAAACGAGUGAAGGCGAAGUAAUGGAGAACGACGCAAGUAACAGUGAGAUCAGUACGACACAUUCAGAACAGUCUGAAAGUGAAAGUGAGACUGUGAAUUCUACUGUAAACAUGGAAGAAAUGGAUUCUGACUUGGAUGAGAUUCCUCAGAAAGAUGAAGAGGAAGAUGAAACAAUAAAAGCUAUUCGCAGACAGAAUACUCGGGAAAGGGACCACCCUUCCAACAUUCAGUGUGAAGAAUUCAUAACUGAUAUUUCCUUUCAUCCACAAAACGAUAUUCUAGCCGUAGGUAAUAUUGUUGGGGAUGUCCUGUUUUAUAAAUACUCCAAUGACGAAAAUAUUCUGCAGAUGACUCUAGAGCUACAUUCGAGGGCUUGUAGAGACAUUGAAUUCAAUCAGGAUGGAAAACUUUUACUUACAGCCUCGAAGGAUAAGUCCAUCAUGAUAAGUGAUGUGGAGAGUGGAAAAUUAACCAGAUUUUAUGAUGAUGCUCAUGAUGUACCCAUAUACUGCUUAACUGUAAUCGAUGAGAACUUAUUUUCAACAGGUUAGACACAAGCCCUAUUUUGUUGCUAUU
Messenger RNA from Leptinotarsa decemlineata (Colorado potato beetle), 725 nucleotides. Its product is annotated as WD repeat-containing protein 55 homolog. Gene Ontology annotation, molecular function: protein binding. Lineage: Eukaryota; Metazoa; Arthropoda; Insecta; Coleoptera; Chrysomelidae. The record is from RefSeq and is a predicted model, not a curated record.